Cavia porcellus (domestic guinea pig) is the source of this 2870-nucleotide messenger RNA. RefSeq names its product tudor domain containing 3 (gene Tdrd3). Gene Ontology annotation, cellular component: nucleus. The transcript has 14 exons. NCBI's taxonomy places the organism in Eukaryota, Metazoa, Chordata, Mammalia, Rodentia, Caviidae. The coding region runs from base 146 to 2344 and encodes 732 amino acids. The record is from RefSeq and is a predicted model, not a curated record. Gene Ontology annotation, molecular function: protein binding.
GCACUGAGCAUGCCCAGUCGUAGGGCCGACCGCAGGAGUUUUCUUUUCUUUUCUUUUUUUCUUUUUUCUUCCGUUUUUGAUCUUAAGUAAGCGGCUUCCCUCCCACCCACCCCGGCCUCCGUCCCCUGAAGCCGAGGCAGCUGCGAUGGCCGAGGGCCCCGGCGUGCUGCUGUCCCAGGCGGGUUGGUAUCUUUCAGAUGAAGGCAUUGAAGCUUGUGCAAGUUCUCCUGACAAAGUCAAUAUAAAUGACAUCAUUCUCAUUGCUCUCAAUACAGAUCUGAGAACAAUUGGCAAGAAAUUUCUUCCCAGUGACAUCAGCAGUGGUGGAAAGGUAGAAAAGCUUGAAGGUCCUUGUGUUUUGCAAAUUCAAAAAAUUCGCAAUGUUGCUGCACCAAAGGAUAACGAAGAAUCUCAGGCUGCACCAAGGAUGCUGCGUUUGCAGAUGACUGAUGGUCAUAUCAGUUGCACAGCAGUAGAAUUUAGUUAUAUGUCAAAAAUAAGCCUAAACACACCACCUGGAACCAAAGUCAAGCUGUCAGGCAAUGUUGACAUAAAAAACGGAUUCCUGCUCUUGAAUGACUCUAACACCACAGUUCUUGGUGGUGAAGUGGAACACCUUGUUGAGAAAUGGGAGUUACAGAGAAGCUUGUCAAAACACAGUAGAAGCAACAUUGGAACUGAAGGUGGACCACCUCCUUUUGUGCCUUUUGGACAGCAGAAGUGUUUAUCUCAUGUUCAAGUAGAUAGCAGAGAACUUGAUCGAAGAAAGACAUUACAAGUUACAAUGCCUGUCAAACCUGCAAAUGAUAAUGAUGAAUUUGAAAAGCAAAGGACUGCUGCUAUUGCGGAAGUUGCAAAGAGCAAAGAAACUAAAACCUUUGGAGGAGCAGGGGGUGGUGCCAGAAGUAAUCUCAGUAUGAACGCUGUUGGGAACCGAAAUAGAGAAGUUUUACAGAAAGAAAAGCUAACCAAAUCAGAAGGGAAGCAUGAAGGCGUCUAUAGAGAAUUGGUUGAUGAGAAGGCACUGAAGCAUAUAACAGAAAUGGGUUUCAGUAAGGAUGCAUCCAGGCAAGCUCUUAUGGAUAAUGGCAACAAUUUAGAAGCAGCAUUGAACGUUCUGCUUAACAGCAGUAAACAGAAACCUGUUACAGGUCCCCCUCCAAGAGGUAGAGGGAAAGGCAGGGGUCGAGUAAGAUUGGAAGAUGAAGAGGACCUGGGAAAUGCAAGGCCUUCAGCACCAAGCACGUUAUUUGAUUUCUUGGAGUCGAAAAUGGGGAAUUUAACUGUAGAAGAACCGAAGUCACAGCCACAACAGCUUCAUCAGGGACAGCACAGAAUGUCAAAUAGUGAACAAAAUGGAGUAAAAGACAAUAAUCAACCAAGAUACCUUUCUCGUAAUGAUACCAGACAGCCAAGAAAUGAAAAACCUCCUCGUUUUCAAAGAGAUAUCCAAAAUUCAAAGUCAAUUUUGGAUGGCGGUGGAUUGCCUAGAAAUAGAGUUUCUGAAAGACCAAGUAUUUCUUCAGGAUCUGAAGUAUGGGCUGAGGAGAGAAUCAAAUGUGAUAGACCAUAUUCUAGAUAUGACAGAACUAAAGAUACUUCAUAUCCUCUAAGUUCUCAGCACAAUAAUGGUGCUUUUAACAAAAGAGAUAACUCUAUGCAAAUCAGAUCAGGAAAAGGUCUGUCCUAUGCAGAGGCAAAAGAAAAUCCACCAGAAUUCAUCGAUUAUAAUCAUCAAAAACGUGGGAAAAGAGAAAGCCAAACUGGUAAUCCUGAUAAUUUUUAUGACAGGAAAUCACGAACAAUAAGUAACGACGCUUUUGGUGGUGUAAAAAUUGAAAAACAUUUUAAUGCAAAUACUGAUUACCAGAAUCCUGUCCGAAGUAAUAGUUUCAUUGGCGUUCCAAAUGGAGAGACAGAAACGCCCUUGAAAGGGAGAAGAGUGGAACCAAUUAAGCCAGCAGGAGCUGUCACAGCUGUACCCUAUGAAGAUAAAGUAUUUUACAGUGGUGGGCCCAAGAGAAGAUCUGGGCCAAUUAAGCCAGAAAAAGUGCUAGAAUCUUCUAUUCCUAUGGAGUUUGCAAAAAUGUGGAAACCUGGAGAUGAAUGUUUUGCACUCUAUUGGGAAGACAACAAGUUUUACCGAGCAGAAGUUGAAGCUCUCCAUUCUUCUGGUAUGACUGCAGUCGUUAAAUUUAUUGAUUAUGGAAAUUAUGAAGAGGUGCUACUAAGCAACAUCAAGCCUAUUCAGACAGAGGCAUGGCUCCAGAGGAGCUGGAAAUGCACAGGAAGAAUCAGAAGACCUGGGUUCGAGUCCCGGCUCUGCCACUUACUACCUAUGUGACUUUGGAUAUAAAGUUCUUAAAAGUGUUGGAGAGUCCAUCAGAUGAGGACAGACAAUUGGUGAACAUUCUCUGGCUGGCUUUUCAACCCCUUUUUCCAUGACUUAGCAAAACUCCUUUCCAUGAUAAAUAUCUAAGAAUAUUUAGAAACCCAAAUAUGGAAGGAAACUGUUAUAAUAUUUUGUUUAUUUUGUUUUCAACAUACUGUAUCAAGUUAUUUUAUGAGACACUCAUGCUAUUAUUUGGAAAUUAUUUUCCUUUCUAUAAUUAAAUGUGAUUCUCAUUUUAUAACUAUAAAUUACCUUCUAUUACCAAGGACCUACAGAAUUUUAACAGCUUGCCUGUCUCCUUUUUCCCCUUCCCUGGCCAGCCUGAGCUGUCAAACAUUGACAGAUGUGAAUGCCAGGGCAGUUUAAGAAGGAUUGUUAUAAUAAAGGCUAUAAAGUGUAUUUAAGAAACUUGGAGCUAUUUUGAACAUGUUGAAUUGUUACUCUUUGCAAUAGGAAGAAGAAGGCACCUAUGACCAAA